AUGGCACCAUCCCUACACCCCCUCAUUGACAACGGUAUCACAAAGGGCAAAGACGACUUUCCCGGCGGUACUCUUCGAUGCCACUGUUCUUCCAACCCCGUCGAGGUCGAGCUGAAGGGCAAUGUCCUGCACAAUCACGCCUGUGGAUGCUCUCAGUGCUAUAAGCCAGAGGGCGCCCUCUUCUCCAUCGUCGCAGUUAUUCCAGACGGUAACGUCCGUGUCACCAAGAACAAAGAGAAGCUCGCCGUCGUGAACGACCAGGCCACCAUCUUGCGCUACGCAUGCAAGGAUUGCGGUGUCCACAUGUACGGGUCGAUCGAAAAGGACCAUGCAUUCAAGGGAUUGUCCUUCGUGCACGUCGAGCUGAGCGAUGAGAAGGGCUGGCAAGAGCCACAAUUUGCGGCGUUUGUGUCGAGCUUGAUUGAACAGGGCUAUCCUCCGGAGAAGAUGGGUGAGGUACGGGAUCGCCUGCGGGAGCUCGGAUUAGAGCCAUAUGAUGCGCUCAGUCCGCCGUUGAUGGAUGCCCUGGCAACCUUCACGGCGGAGAAGGCGGGAAAGAGGAGCAAGAUUUGA
Messenger RNA from Fonsecaea monophora, 573 nucleotides. Its product is annotated as S-(hydroxymethyl)glutathione synthase. The record is from RefSeq and is a predicted model, not a curated record. The coding region runs from base 1 to 573 and encodes 190 amino acids. Gene Ontology annotation, biological process: formaldehyde catabolic process. The transcript has a single exon. Lineage: Eukaryota; Fungi; Ascomycota; Eurotiomycetes; Chaetothyriales; Herpotrichiellaceae. Gene Ontology annotation, molecular function: zinc ion binding; S-(hydroxymethyl)glutathione synthase activity.